UGAGCACAGUGGUUAGUAAUGUUCUUUAAUAUCAAAUAAUGUCAUGAAAAUAAUUAACUUUAAAGUCUAAAAGAAAUGAAGUAAUUAUUACCAAAAGUGAAACAAAUAAUUCUAUUGUUUAACGUUCCGAGUGCUUAAGUUUUUUCAAAAAGUUUACAAUCUGCAAAACAUUUAAAUAAGUGUUAUCAAAGUGAAUUUCAAAGGUCAAAAGUUUAUGCUAAAAAAAGAAUGUCAAGAAAUAAAUUGACUUCUGGUGAACUGAUUUCAAAAUGUUGUGGUAAAACAAGCUAUAAAAUUGGAAGUAAUUGGUUGCAAUGGGGAAGACAUCUUGGCUUAAGUGAUUCAGAUCUCGAUAAUAUUGGCUCUGAUAAUGCGAAAAAUUAUGAGAAAGCUGAUAAUGUGUUAAAAAAGUGGAAGGAAAAAAACGGCAAUACUUCAUGGGAGCAACUAAAAAAAGAGUUGAUAGCUUUUGAGCGUUAUGAUAUAGUAGUUGAAAUUGAGAAAGAAUUUGGAGAUGAGUUAUUUAGUCAAGAAAAAAAAAGAUAUGAAGCUAUGGAUUUUGAUUUGUUUGAACAAGCAAGAAAAGAAAUUAAAAUAGAGAUGCAGUGCUUAAACAUUUACUUUCGAAAAAUAUUCUUGGUGCAACAUGGCUUUGCAGCUGAUUCUUCAAAUAUACCUAAAAUUGCUAGCAAAAUUCAUGUCAAAAAAGAUAUAUCAGAGAUAUGUGCAGCACUGAAAAACUAUUAUCUUGUAAAUAAUCGGAAAAUAAAUGAAGUUCAAACAUUACUAAAAACACCUGCAAAUGUUGAUCUGGUACAUACUUUUGUUGAUCUAUGUAUUGUUGAUGCAGUGAAUACUCAAUUGGAUUUUGUUUUUAGUGUUGAACGAAGAGAAUUUCUUAAAAAGCAAAUGAGUUAUACACCAAUCCCAUAUAGUGAAUUAUUUAUUAAAGAAAAAUCUGUAAUGUUAAUAUCUGGAAUAGCUGGUAUUGGGAAAACAUGGUUGCUCAGAAAAUGUUUACUUGAUUGGUCAAAUAGUUUAAUUUGGAAAAAUGUUGAACUUGUGUUUUAUUUGGAAUGCAGGAGACUUAAUCAAUAUCAAAAUGUUUCUAAUAUUAAUGAAUUACUUAAUAUUUUCUACAGUGACGUUAUAAACGAUUUUGAUAUCAACAAUCAUUCUGUUAUGUUUAUGAUUGAUGGAUUAGAUGAGUUUAAAUAUUUAAAUGAAUUAGUAAAUCCGACUUUGAAGUGUGAAUAUAAAAUUGUCAGUGUAUUAGCAGAUAUUAAAAAAUGUAAGCAUGUAGUUGCUGGUAGGGUUUAUGCAAUUGAUCAAUACCAAAGUAAAUAUACAGAGCAUAGUGAUAAGUCAACUAUUCAAAUAAUGGGUUUUAAUGAAAAUGGAAUCAACAAUUAUAUAGAAAACCACGUUAAAGAGGAAAAAAAAGAAGUUGUAAAAACAACUUUAAAGGAGUCACCUAUUGCAAAGGCCAUGGCAUCUGUUCCAUUUUACUUAUCUUCAAUGUGUAAAAUUAUUGGUGAUUCAAAUAAAAUAUAUACAAAUUCCUUCUUAACUAUGACAGAAUUGUAUGCAAAUAUUUUCUUAUACUUUUUGCAAAAACACGUCAUUAAAAACGAUAAGUUGAUUUACGUGAUAAUGGAAGACAGUUUUAAUAAAAAUAAUAUUUUAAAUGUUUGUAAAAUUGCUUAUCAGUUAUUUAUUGAAAAUAAAAUAAUAUUUUCCAAAGAAGAAAUUCAAAAUUUUAUCAAUGACUUUGAUCAAAAUGAUAGUAAUCUUUUUGGAUUUAUCGAAAAAGUUGAGACAAAUCUAGGCUGUUACUAUCAGUUUGCGCAUUUGACAAUAAUGGAGUUUUGUGUAUCUGUUUAUGCAUAUAAUUGUUUAAGUCGUAAAGAAAUUAUGGCCAAUAAAAAGUUAAGAAGUUGUUUAUCUAUGAUUUGUGGAUUAACAAACAAUAAAAGCCGAAAUAAUUUAAUAAAGUUUCUUGUUAACCUAAAUCGUUCAAAUGAGUCUUUACUUUGGUUUUCUAAUAUUGGAAACUUGUUCUCUGGGUACAGAAUGGUUGGUUGUACUGGAUUAGUAUGGAUAUUAGAUCGUCUAAAUGAAAGUAAUGACUAUGAGGACGAUUUGUUCAUUGAAUGUUUUUAUGAAAGUCAAUCAUCAUUUACAAAUGAAAUAAAAUCAAUUGUUGAUAAAAGAUGGUGGAUUAUUUCAAUUGACGAUAGAAAAACUUCUUACUUAACUUCUUGUGAAAAUUAUUUCGUAAAUCAUUACGUAAAAUCUGGAAGAAAGUUAUCGUCGUUAAGUGUUUAUAAAAGUAAUUUAAGUGAUCAAGAAAAAAAACUUUUAAUUCAAUGUUCAACUAAUGUUAGCAAUAUCUUUUUUUAUCGUCCGAUUAAUUUGGAAGGAUGGAAACCGAAAGAUAAGAUUGAAGAGUUGAAUAUAUUGAUCUCACGUUAUUUAAUAACAAAAAAAAAUUUUGAAGAAAACUUUCUUCCGUGGUUUAAUCUUUGUGAAGAAUUAUAUCUUGACCUUCACGACGAUAUUGAUUUUAUUAAAGAAAUUUAUGAAUGGAUUCGUUGUUCGAAUGUCAAAAAGUUUUGGUUCAAGUACCGUGAAAAAUAUUUUGAUAACCUCGAUGAACUAAAAUACUUUACAACAUGAUAAAAUAUUUGAUACCUUAAAUAUAUUAAAUAAAAACAUUAAAUACAAAUAACUGAUGAAAUAUUUAUCGUAUUAUUUUAUAAUAAAUACGUUUUUAAAUAUACAAAAUA
Molecule: messenger RNA, 2789 nt
Organism: Hydra vulgaris (swiftwater hydra)
Lineage: Eukaryota; Metazoa; Cnidaria; Hydrozoa; Anthoathecata; Hydridae
Source: RefSeq, a predicted model, not a curated record